AAAGCACGAGCUCACCCUUCUUCUCUUUCUCGAGGCUUUCCAUUACGUUGUUCAUGGGGAUUCCCGGUGACGAGAUCCUCUCCAGGGUCGCUACGGGCGAUGGCCACGGUGAGAACACCUCGUACUUCGAUGGCUGGAAGGCCUACGAUAAUGAUCCUUUCCACCCGAUUCAUAAUCCCAAUGGUGUCAUCCAAAUGGGACUCGCAGAAAACCAGCUCUGCUUGGACUUGAUGCGAGAUUGGAUCAGGAAGAAUCCACAGGCUUCUAUAUGCACCAAGGAGGGCGUUUCAGAGUUCGAAGCCAUCGCUAACUUCCAGGACUACCAUGGCCUGCCGGACUUCCGUAAGGCCAUUGCCAAGUUCAUGGAGAAAGCGAGAGGAGGACGAGCCAGGUUCGACCCGGAGCGCAUAGUGAUGAGCGGUGGAGCCACCGGAGCUCAAGAAACGAUCGCAUUUUGUCUGGCCAAUCCCGGGGACGCCUUCCUCAUUCCGACGCCAUACUACCCAGCGUUCGAUCGAGACUUCAGGUGGAGAACUGGAGUUCAGCUCCUCCCUAUUCGCUGCCACAGUCACGACAACUUCAAGAUCACCGAAGCCGAGCUUGCUGCUGCCUACCGGAAGGCGCGCGACUCUAAGAUCAGGGUUAAAGGAAUACUAAUAACCAACCCGUCGAAUCCUCUGGGCACAACCAUGGACAGGGAGACGCUAAGAACCCUAGUAAGAUUCGCGAACGAGGAAAGGAUCCACCUAGUCUGCGACGAGAUCUUCUCCGGCACAGUCUUCGACGGGCCGGAAUAUGUCAGUGUGGCGGAGAUAUUGCAAGAGGAUCCGUCGACCUGCGACGGAGACCUAAUCCACAUCGUCUACAGCCUGUCGAAGGACCUCGGCGUCCCCGGAUUCCGUGUCGGCAUCAUAUACUCGUUCAACGACGCGGUGGUCAGCUGCGCUCGGAGGAUGUCCAGCUUCGGACUGGUCUCGACGCAGACUCAACGCCUGCUUGCUUCCAUGCUGGGAGACGACGACUUCACCACCGACCUCUUGGCGGAGAGCAGGAGGAGAUUAAUGCACAGGCACAGGACGUUUACUGCCGGCCUCGAAGGCGUCGGCAUUCGUUGCUUACAGAGCAACGCCGGACUAUUCUGCUGGAUGAGCUUGAAGCCUCUGCUGAAAGACGCCACGGCGGAGGGCGAGGUCGAGCUGUGGCGGGUGAUAGUGAACGAGGUGAAGCUCAACAUCUCUCCGGGGUCCUCGUUCCACUGCACCGAGCCGGGGUGGUUCAGGGCGUGCUUUGCCAACAUGGACGAGGAGACCAUGGAGACGGCCCUGCGGCGGAUCAGGACGUUCGUGCGCCGGGCGAACGACGCAGCUACUGCCGCCAAGACCAAGAAGAGGUGGGACACAUCGCUUCGCCUGAGCUUGCCACGAAGGUUCGAGGAGAUGACCGUCCUGACACCGCGUCUGAUGUCUCCUCGCUCUCCGCUCGUUCAGGCCGCCACCUGACCUGUUGACCGAAACACAAGUGCUGAUCAUCUUCUUCUUUCUCUGCGCAUUGGCCUCGACAUUGACCGAAACACAAGUUCUCCGGAUGUCAUGAGGUUAAGUUAUAUUGAUGUUUAGUUUUGAUAGAAAUAAAAUACAAAGGAGUAGAAUGUAUUUAUUAAGUUAAAAUAAUACAA
Molecule: messenger RNA, 1675 nt
Organism: Musa acuminata subsp. malaccensis (wild Malaysian banana)
Lineage: Eukaryota; Viridiplantae; Streptophyta; Magnoliopsida; Zingiberales; Musaceae
Product: 1-aminocyclopropane-1-carboxylate synthase
Biological process (GO): amino acid metabolic process; biosynthetic process
Molecular function (GO): pyridoxal phosphate binding; transaminase activity
Source: RefSeq, a predicted model, not a curated record